Molecule: messenger RNA, 1377 nt
Organism: Micromonas pusilla CCMP1545
Lineage: Eukaryota; Viridiplantae; Chlorophyta; Mamiellophyceae; Mamiellales; Mamiellaceae
Exons: 1
Coding region: 1-1377 (458 amino acids)
Biological process (GO): ribosomal large subunit biogenesis
Cellular component (GO): preribosome, large subunit precursor; nucleolus
Molecular function (GO): protein binding
Source: RefSeq, a predicted model, not a curated record
AUGUCGUUCAGCCUCGCGGAGCGCGCGCGGCUGGCGAAGAAGCGCGAUGACACCCCGGUCGGCGCCAUGGAGCGCAAGAUGCGUCUGCUCGCCGUGGACGAGAUCGGCGUCCAUCGCGUCUUGGAGGCGCCGUCGGCGCGGCAUCUCGAGGACCUCGCCGUCGUCUCGACGUGGGGCGAGUCGAAACGCGCGCGGCGGGUCGUGACGCUCACCGCCGGGGUCGACGCCACCGGCGGCGCCGCGGUAGACGCGAACGCCGCGGGGUGGUUCGCCAUGGGAAGAGCGGACGACACCGUGGACGUGUGCGACGGCGUCACCGGCGGCGUCCUCGGCGGCGGCUCGGUCGCCGUCGGCGCGCUCCCCGUCUGCGCCACGGUGUUCGGGCCGUCCAGCGCGAGCGCGAGCGCGCGGUUGAUCACGGUCACGGAGAACGGCGACGCGCGCGUGCACGCCGCGGCGUGCGACGUGCACGCGCCCGCGGACGCGCGCAUCGUGGGCGAGUGGGAGGAGGUGGUGUCGAAUUGGAAACCGUGCCAGUCCGCGAUUCGCGCGUGCGUCUCCGAGGACGGCGCGACGCUCGCGACGGGGGGCAAAGGCCAAGGAAACAACCUCAAGACGCACGACAUCGAGACGCAGAAGGUAUUGUUCAAAGCGAAAGCGCAGCCGCCGAACUGGCUCGGGUACGUCGCGCCGCCGUGGGUCUCCGCGGUGCGAUUCCUCCCCGGACGCGGCGGCGGCGACGGAGAAACUAUUCUCGUCGGCACGGGGGACCACGCGUUGCGCUUGUACGACCUGCGUCAAGACUCCAAGCGCGCGGUGAUGGACGUGCAGUGCGGCGAGCGCGAGAACGCGACGACGGUGAUGGCCGUGUGCGGGACGAGGGACGGGAACACCGCGUUCGCGGCGGACGCGCGCGGCGCCGUCGUCGCCAUGGAUUUGCGGACGCAGAGAAGCCGCGGGAAGCUCCGCGGAAACUCCGGGAGCGUCCGCGAGCUCGCGUUGCAUCCGACGCUGCCGCUCGUCGCGACCGCGUCGCUGGACCGCUGGAUCCGCGUGUACGACGUGGACACGUGUAAGUGCGUCGGCGCGGGGUACACGAAGCAGGCGCUGUGUUCGGUCGCGUGGGACGUUCGAGGGCCGGCGGUUGCGGCGGCGGCGGCGGCGGCGGCGGAGCGGAAAAAGGCGAAGAAAAAAGCGGCGAGGGAAGGGGACGACGCGGGGGCGGAAGUCGCGGCCGGGGACGGAGGAGGCUCGGACGUCGCGGUGAAGAAAAAGAAGAAGAAGAAGAAGAGGUUGUGUAGCGACGACGACGACGUCGGGGUGGUCAAGAAGAAGAAGAAGAAGAAGAGGGCGAAGGAGGCGACGGAGGACGACUAG